Quercus robur (English oak) is the source of this 1344-nucleotide messenger RNA. Its product is annotated as stemmadenine O-acetyltransferase-like. The coding region runs from base 1 to 1344 and encodes 447 amino acids. The transcript has a single exon. The record is from RefSeq and is a predicted model, not a curated record. Lineage: Eukaryota; Viridiplantae; Streptophyta; Magnoliopsida; Fagales; Fagaceae.
AUGAUGAUGGAUGUUGAUAUCAUUUCAAGAGAAAUCAUCAGACCAUCAUCACUAGCAAUUCAUCAUCUAAAACCCUUCAAACUCUCUCUGUUGGACCAGCUCACUCCUACAACCUAUAUCCCACUUACCCUCUUUUACCCUAAGAACCAUACUCAUUCAACCAAUCACCUAAAAAACUCACUCUCAGAAACCCUAAAUACCUUCUACCCAUUUUCUGGAAGGAUGAAAGACAACCUUUUCAUUGAUUAUUAUGAUGAGGGCAUUCCAUUUACUGAGGCCCGAGUCAGUUGCUGUCUUUCUGACUUUCUUGAACAUCCUAAAACGGAGUUGUUAAACCAUUUUCUUCCUUUCCGCCCACUUUGCAAAGAACCAAACCCAAUGGAAACUGCCCAAAUAGCAGUACAAGUGAAUAUAUUUGAUUGUGGUGGAAUAGCAAUCGGUUUGUGCAUCUCACAUAAGAUCAUAGAUGGAAUCACCAUGAGUGCUUUCCUCAACAAUUGGGCAGCCACUGCAGGCGGGCAUAGUAACAAAUUAGUGCAUCCUAAUUUUUCAGAGGCAUCAUCAUCACACUUUCCCCCUCAAGAUAUAUUGCCUCAUAUUGUUGCACCUUUAAUAGAAAGGCUUUGGUUCAAUGGAAGCAAGUGCAAGACAGGGAGAUUUGUGUUUGAUGCUAAGGCCAUAGCUACUCUAAAGGCGAAAGCAAAGAGUGAACGAGUGCAAAACCCAAGCCGAACUGAAUCAGUGUCUUGUUUCAUUUUUAAACACGCAAGAGCUGCUUCUAGAUUAACAUCUGGUUCUCCAAGGCCAUCUAUACUGGGCCAAGCAGUAAACAUCCGAAAAAAAACAAAUCCACACUUGUCGGAUUAUUCUAUAGGUAAUCUCUUUUGGUGGGCAUUAGCAGCCUAUGAUUAUAACUCACCAGGGUCGACAGAUCAGAUCGAGCUGCGUGGCUUGGUGGCAACCCUAAGAGAAACUAUUUCGAAAAUCAAUAGUGAAGUGAGCAUUCUGCAAGGUCGUGAAGAUUUAAAAGCCACGAUCGAGUACCUAAAUCAGAAAGCUGAAAUGGUACUAUUCUCCAGAGAAAACCCAGAUUUUUUUGCUUUCAGCAGUUGGUUGACGUUCGGAUUAUAUGAUCUCGAUUUUGGAUGGGGAAAACCCAUUUGGACAGGGGUCUAUGGAGAACUUGGUUCGGGGUUUAUGAAUAUCACUGUACUUAAAAAUACCAUCUCUGGCAAUGGGAUUGAGGCAUGGGUGUCCUUAGAUGAAAAAGCUAUGGCUAUAUUGGAGCACAAUCCUGAAUUCCUUGCCUUUGCUACUUUAAACCCAAGUGUUUUAAGCCAAUGA